Messenger RNA from Papaver somniferum (opium poppy), 561 nucleotides. RefSeq lists its product as uncharacterized. The record is from RefSeq and is a predicted model, not a curated record. Lineage: Eukaryota; Viridiplantae; Streptophyta; Magnoliopsida; Ranunculales; Papaveraceae. The transcript has 3 exons. Bases 1 to 561 code for a protein of 186 amino acids.
AUGGUAGAUCUUCCUCCUGGAAAGUCUGUCGUUGGUAGCAAGUGGGUAUACAAGAUAAAGACAAACUCAGAAGGAAGUUACUUGAAGGAAAUCCAUACUUUGAAGCUUCAUCUAAGUUCUUGCUUUGAGAUGAAGGAUCUUGGUCUCUUGAGAUUCUUUCUUGGGAUAGAAGCCGGUAAAUCUUCUAGUGGUUAUUUUAUUUCUCAAGUUAAGUAUGCAACUGACAUUCUUCAACGUGCAGUGUUAACUGAUAGCAAGAUUGUUGAUACACCUCUUGAACUGAAUGUUAAGCUCAAUUGUUACGAAGGACAAGCAUUAUCUAAUCCUACAUUGUAUCGUCAUCUUGUAAGGAGUCUUAAUUAUCUCACUAUUACACGACCAAACAUCUGCCAUGCAGUUCAUGUUGUAAGUCAGUUUAUUUCAUCUCCAAGAUCAAAACACUUUGCUGUUGUUCUUCGAAUUUUGCAUUACAUCAAAGUAAGAAAAAAAACUGUGGUAUCCCGCUCUAGUGCUGAAGCUGAAUAUCGAGCUUUUGUUCACACUACUUCAGAAAUUGUUUAG